GGGCUCAAACUCCCAGGCUCGCAACUCCGAAGCGAAGCUUCAUCAGCCACAUCUCAAGCCGUCGUUGACAGCGAAAGCUAAAAAAAAGAAGAAAAACCCCAUAAAAUAAAAAUGGCCGCCGCCGUGCAAGCUCUGCUCGUUCUCGCCCUCCUUCACCUCGCCACCGCCACCCCUGUCAUUGGUAAGCAGAAAGUGAGCACUUUCAAUACGGGAUAUCUGGGACAUCCUCUGGUGGGAGGCCUGGGCUACGGUGGUCUAGGCUAUGGUGGUCUAGGGUAUCCCGGAGUGGCAAUUGCAGGGACCUUCAAGCACCGUGCAGCAGCUGGACUCGUCCACCCAUACGGCGGGCUCGGAUACUAUGGGACCCCCUACCACCAUGCCCUCGGCGGGCUCGGCUACCCCCUGGGCCUCGGCGCCGGCGUCGUGGCUCCACACGUGGUCAACAGCAAACUGGCACACCCCGUGGCUGCUCUGGCCGCCCCCCAUUUCCUGCCCGGUGCCGUGUAUGCAGGUGCCCCAUUCGCGCCCGUUGUCUAGGUUGUUGUGGCCGCCCUGCGUCAAUCCUGUCUGCAGCCACUUCGGCAGGAGGUGCUACCUCUGGAAGUGACUCAGGACUCUGGCGAAGAGGGGGCUCGACGAAGAACCUCACGGACUGGCAGACCCGCCGCCGCCAACCGCCGCCACCCUGAAGGGGGGCGUGGGUUCACCACACGCUCAGCCCCCCAGAGCAGCCCCGCUCCUGACCCGCUCGCCCGCUCGCUCGCCCGCUCACCCACCCACCCACCCACCUACCCCCUAGCUCGUCAAGCGCUCCUCAUUAGAUCAACGUUUUCAAAUCCACGAGCCCCGUCGCCUUUGCAAAGUCACAGCUCAGCCUCGGGAGUCGACCCAUUCCUGCCGGAAGCGUUGAAUUUUUAUGUGUCGGUUCGCGAUCUAACGGCGAUGAGAUUGUAGCUUGCGCCAGGCUAGGUGCACUCUGGACGCCACGGUGCGUCGCGAUGCAUCAUGCACCACGCGCGCACGUGGACAUGCGCGUGCGUGAGUAUGCGUGUACGUGUCGCCAAAUAUAAUUCAAGUUACUCGCCGUUGCAAUCUGGCGCAUUGCAAAGUGUGAGUUCAGUUCACCCGCCUAAAUCCAUCCAGUCUAACUACCCAAGUGUUGACUAUGAAAUUCUCAUCGUCGGCAAGAUGGUAUCACUCAGCCAUUCGUGAAAUUCCUAAUCCCUCCCCCCCCACUCCUCUCCAUCAUCCCACGCCAACUUCCUGCAAAAGACGCGAAUCAGACCCUUGAGUGUGAGUGAGUGUGCGUGUGAAUGAGUGAGUGAUUGCGCGAGUGUGCGAAUGAGCGAGCGAGCGAGCGAGCUUGCCGGCGGCGGUCCUUAAAGCUUGUCUUCGAACUUCUUAGCAUUUAAGAAAAAUAAAAAAAAACCAACGAUGGAUUCACGUGACCGGGGAGGAGAAGAAGAAGAAGGAAACUAACAAAUCAGUAUGAGUGAAACAAAUAGAUAUAAUGAAGAUAUUUUAAAAGAACCCUGGGUUUAAAGGAAACAUAAAACUGGUGCUGGUGGGAGCACGGGUGGUGGUGGUGGUGGUGGGGGGUUUCUGCGAUCGGUCUGCUAAAAAUAUGACUCCGUGAUGAACGCUGUGUGAUGCGUUAAUGAAACAGCAAAUCGUAACAGGGCGUUAGGGAUCGACUGUCAGUAACAAAAACUGCGGCGGCCGGGCUCAAUUCAAAUAGUCAGGUGGGAUUGUAACAUACGUACGUGUAUGUGUGUAUGUUGAACUUCUUAUGCACCGUACGUAGCCAAGCACGCUAAUCGGGGGGGGGGGGGGGGGGGGAGAAGGACAACUAAACUAAACUCGACGCAAGGGAUGGGUGCAACACCCCGAUAGGAGUUUGGUUUAUGGAUAGAUGAACAUAUUUGCAUAUAUAUAUACGAACGCAUCUGGCAUCGCAACAUUUUUACGGAGAGUCCAUUAACCCCUUUUUUUUUUGCCUUCGUUAACGUGAUCACUGGCGUGUUAUUUUAACACGGAGGCCACUUUGAAGCCUCAGAGUUGGGCAGUGGAGCCAUUUUGGCCUCCUCUUCGCCUGCGAGAAGCCCUCCCAAAGGCAUCUCCCCGCGUGUGUUUUACGCGUGCCCUUACCCACCCC
Messenger RNA from Petromyzon marinus (sea lamprey), 2155 nucleotides. The record is from RefSeq and is a predicted model, not a curated record. NCBI's taxonomy places the organism in Eukaryota, Metazoa, Chordata, Hyperoartia, Petromyzontiformes, Petromyzontidae.